CACUGGCGGCAAAAAAAAAAAAAAAAAAAAAAAAAGCUGUAGCCAGAGACGAAGGUAUGAUGGCGGUCGCGAUGGAGACUGAACAAUUCCCUUACUUGCCUUCUGGGCUUGAUCAAGUCAAUAAGAUGAUUAAGGAGCACGGCGACCUGUUCACAGAUAACCUGUGCAGUGUCUGCAAUGCUGUCCUCAUCUCUGAGUCGCAGAAGUUGGCUCACUAUCAGAGCAAGAAACAUGGCAACAAGGUGCGACGUUACCUUUCGAUCCAAAACGAGAAGGAGCCAGACUCAAAAAAGCUCAAGUCUACAUCCUCUGACAGUUACGACGCCAACAAUGGCGAGUCGGACCCGAUGAAGAUUUGUGACACCUGCAAGAUGACCUUUACGUCCGCUGUCAUGGCGCACUCUCACUACCAGGGAAAGAUCCACGCCAAGAACCUGAAACUCAAAUCGGUGGAUCCUCUGAUGCUAGGCCAACAGGCCGCACCGGCUCCAUCCAAGAAGAAAGCAGCGGCGGCCGAGGCGGCGGCGGCAGCGGCGACGGCGACCGGGGAGGGCGGCGAGGGGAGCGACAAAGACCCCAACCGCUUCUGCUCCAUCUGCCAGGCGUCCUUCAACAACGCGCUGAUGGCCCAGCAGCACUACUCGGGCAAGAAGCACAAGAAACAACUGACCAAGCAGGACCUGAUGAAGAUCUACGGCACGCCCGCCACACCGGCGUCCACAGCAAAGGGCUUGCCGUGUACCCUCUGCAACAUUGAGCUCAACUCUGUGGAUCAGUACCAGUCUCACAUCAGCGGGGCCAAACAUAAGAACCAAAUGAAAAAAUCUGGCCAGAGCCCGUCCGACAGCCAGCAGUCAUCGGCUCCCCAGAACAAGAGCGCUGACGAAGACGAAGAGCUUGCCGAAAACAACUACGACGAGCAGCCCGACAACGGCGCCUACCAGUUCCGCUCAUCGAGCGAGCAGUUGGCGUCGGGGGAGGACCAGUUUGUGACGGAAGAAAACCUUUUCGAGACGGAAGAGAACUUCUUCGGGAUCGGAGGCAACACUUUUCCCGCUGCAGACGACCAAUACAACGAAAGCAGCUAGUACGCCACUACUAACAAGUACUAGAACCAGGAGACUGGGUUUAGCGCCGGACUAUGGAGGAUUCAGUCAGGACCCAGAACAAUAGCAAAACCUAACCCCACCACAAGACCCCACGCCCCACCACACACACACACACACACACACAAAAGCAGCUUUUUCUUACAAAAGGAGGCUGAACCCCAAUGUGAAGUUUCAUCGUUUUAAAUCCAAAUUCUUGAAAACCUCUUUCCCUAUUCGAGCCAAAAAAUAAAAAAAAAGCUUCUGACAGCUGCGACUGUCUUUCAGCAUGCGAUGAAUUUGGAAACAUUGCCCUUGAAAAAUCACAAGAGCUUCAGUGGAGAACCCAAAAAUCCACACAUAUCAAACGCUAAACUUGGUGGAAGUUGUUACUUUUACCAAAACGGCUGCUGUCGUCGUACCACAGCAUAGCUUGGAUUUAUAGUUGUGGAAUGCUUUUAUUCAUCUUACACAUUUUUUUAUAACAGUGGUUGAGAAUCUUCGCUAAAAUACAAAAAUUAAAAAUUAUUAUUAUUUUAUUAUUUUUUAUUUUUUUAAACCUUUCAUGACAAUUUAGUUAAGAAACAAAACAAACAUUUACAACUUCCCUACUAGGUCGCGCGACUACACUCGAAUGCUGCUUUUCCACUGCACGGUAUCAACUUGCUUCCCCCCCCCCCCCCCCUCUCAGAUUGAGGGAAACUGCGAAACCACGCUGCACUGAAUGAAUCAGUCGCGACAAGACAAGGGUCUUCUCUAUAUUGUUAAAGUGGGAUACACACACUGAUUUUUAACACCUCGAUGGAUUUCUUAAAGUGUGAGAAACCCCACACAUGGUGAACAAAAUCUGCAGCACAGAUUGAUUUUUAUUUGACCUUUAUUCAACCAGGUAAGGCAACAGAUUCUCAUUUGCAAUGCUGACCUGGCAACAGACGAGUGAAACAAAGCAGGGCAUAAUAAUGAUGUCUCUUGUAGUACCUAGAGUGACCUGUGAAAGGCAGCACAGUGCCACAGGGCAUCCGGAUUGCUGGAAAAUACAAAGAAGAAAUAGAAGCAGCUAGACCGACUGCGGGAUAAAUGUAAAAUUGUUUGGUAACUACAUUGAGGCUGCAAAGUUGUAACAAACUCUUCACACACACCAUCGGAUGAUCUUUCAGCAAUAAUCGGGCCUUUGCUGACUUUGCUCGUUCUGCCUGAUUAUCAGUACACGUGUAGUGUGUACUCUGUCCAAACUGAUUGGUGAAGGGUGGGAUUGCUCAAAUUGCUCAUACCUUAAUAUCGGUAUGGACGUACCCCGCUUUAACAUUGACGAUUGUUGACCUGAACUGUUUUGUGAGCAGAUUGGGGAGGAAAAAUCUCACUUGGCACACACCACAGGAUAAUCAUUCCGAAUAUCGGUCUGUGCGAACCACCGCUUAAAGAGACUGCGGGUUGCGCGAACAUGCUCGGAGCCCUGGCUGAGCAGGUACUAUUUCUAGUACCUGCUUUUGCCAGUGGAAAAGCAUCAACGGGGAUUGGGGCAGUGGAGAAGCAGCAUUAACCACUCGCGCUUUCGAGCACUCUCGCGUGGGAAUAACCGAAAGAUGUCAGGUGGUAUAGAUCAUGGCGCGUCCUGCUGUCAAUUGUGAUUUCCUCACACUGGAAGUAUCGUUGUCACUGAGAAGAAAAGUAGUUUGAAGCAGCUCCUCUUCUACUGUAGUUUUUCCUGGACCGUUGACUUGUUUUUAUUCCGCUUUUGCAGUAAAUGACGGUCAAUAACACAGAGUCCUGCGUUUCAUAGCGUCUUCAAGUGAUGUCAAAAUAGACAAGUGAUGUCAGUGAGUAUCAUUCAAGUAAGUCUUAUCUGUCCUCGACUGGUUGAAUAUUUUAUUAUCGAAUGUUUGCUUUAUACAAAAAAAAAAAAGUGCUUUUUUUUUCCCCCCCCUGCUGUACAGGUUGUUGUCAUCCUCGUUGGUAGUGAUAUUUUGGUCAUCUUACUUUCUGCAAAGUUGCAAGUUGUGCAUCCGUUACAUUAAAAAAAGAAUACAUCCUUUCUCACA
Molecule: messenger RNA, 3124 nt
Organism: Phyllopteryx taeniolatus (common seadragon)
Lineage: Eukaryota; Metazoa; Chordata; Actinopteri; Syngnathiformes; Syngnathidae
Gene: znf346
Product: zinc finger protein 346
Exons: 7
Coding region: 57-1088 (343 amino acids)
Molecular function (GO): nucleic acid binding; zinc ion binding
Source: RefSeq, a predicted model, not a curated record